CUUUCCGCCGCGACUCGCGGCGCCCGCUCGUGGCCGGUGCGCGCGCGCGUCCGCAACCGCCGCUACCGUCUUCCCACUCCCAACCCAAAUAGUCCUCCUGCCACUUUCGGACUUUCCCCAUCCCUGUCUGGCACUCCUGACCAUCCCCCCUCCCCUCUGCAGCCUCUGCUCUGCUCUGCACUCUCCCCGCCGUCCUGCGGCCUUCGCUUCACCUUCACCUGCUGCCGCCCGUCGCCAACCUCACCGCUGCCACCCCUCACAGUCCCGCGAAAGGACGCGUGUCCGAGCUAGGCUGGCGGCACCUCGGUUCCCGCAUCGGCGCCAACCGGGUGCCUGCCUAACCGGCCGAUUUCCUUCCUUGCGUAGCUCCAUUCCAUUCCACUGCACAAAUAGCGCGCGGCUUUCCCGAUUCGCGUCCCCGUGGCCCCCUCUUCCGAGAUCUUUGCCACUUCGCGCGUCGUCCUGUAGCUACCGGGGGUGAUGGAGUGGGGGGACAGGGCCAAGGCCUCCGCCGUGGCGGCGGCGGCGGCGGCGGCCGACGAGAGGGCCGGAGGUGGUGGGGAAGGGCUCGGCGGGUACGUCAAGGUGAUGACCGACGAGCAGAUGGAGGUGCUCCGCAAGCAGAUCUCCAUCUACGCCACCAUCUGCGAGCAGCUCGUCGAGAUGCACCGCACCCUCACCGAGCACCAGGACUCCAUUGCAGGAAUGAGGUUCAGUAAUCUGUACUGUGAUCCUCUAAUUAUUCCUGGAGGUCACAAGAUCACAGCAAGGCAACGAUGGCAACCAACACCGAUGCAACUGCAGAUCCUUGAAAACAUAUUUGACCAAGGCAAUGGAACACCAAGCAAGCAAAAGAUAAAGGAGAUAACAGCAGAGCUAUCACACCAUGGCCAGAUCUCAGAGACAAACGUGUACAACUGGUUUCAGAACAGACGGGCACGGUCGAAGCGGAAGCAGGCUGCUGCUUUACCUAAUAACGCCGAAUCUGAAGCUGAGGUGGACGAGGACGCCCUAACGGACAAGAAACCAAAGUCAGAUAGGCCACUCCAUGAGAACAAGGCUAUGACUAUGAGCAUUCACAAUGCUGAGAGGAUCUCAGGGAUGCACCACUUUGAUGCAUCAGAUCAUGAUCAAAUCGGAGGCAUGAUGUAUGGAUCCAGUGACAACGGCAUGAGAUCGUCUGGCAAUCCUGGCCAGAUGUCCUUCUACGAGAACAUCAUGUCGAAUCCAAGAAUCGACCAUUUCCCGGGGAAGGUGGAGAGCUCCCGGAGCUUCUCCCAUCUCCAGCACGGAGAAGGCUUCGACAUGUUUGGAUGACAUCUCCCAGCGCCCGAGUUACCUUGUAAAAAGUGAUUGUUGACAGCAUGCGCUCAAAUUUGCUGACAUGAAAGAUCAUCCAGAGUGACUAAAUGUUGCUUGCCAUGGUCUGGUUAACCACCCUAGAUGGAAGCUAGCUGUGCUGGAAUCUACUUGUUGGAAUAGGUGUAAGAAGUUGAUAUAUAUAGUAUUUGCCCGUAGUCUAUCAUACGCUCAAUUAUUUUCAUGUAAUCUUCCACGUUUGCAAAUUCAGCAUGAGACUGUCGUCUGCAGCAGCUUCUUGUGGUCCAACCGUCGUGGGUGUGAAACCAUGCCGUGCUUGCCUUUUGCUCUA
Molecule: messenger RNA, 1651 nt
Organism: Setaria italica (foxtail millet)
Lineage: Eukaryota; Viridiplantae; Streptophyta; Magnoliopsida; Poales; Poaceae
Product: WUSCHEL-related homeobox 8
Exons: 3
Coding region: 481-1317 (278 amino acids)
Molecular function (GO): DNA binding; DNA-binding transcription factor activity
Source: RefSeq, a predicted model, not a curated record